GAUAAGAUAACUGAUAAGAUGUAAGUAAGGCAUGAGAUAGCAAGAGCCUGGGGAAGAGUACAGUAUAUGUAACCAGUGUUUGUUUCUGAACUCCUGUACUAUAGGGAAGAUAUUGAGUCCUGCUCCAUACAUUCCAGUCCAGUGGGUGGCGGUAAUGCACCAUUAUGUUGUUCGCCAACUGAAAAUAAACACUACAAAGAAGAAGAACCGGAAUCAUCACUCCCUGUUCACGUACGGCGUGUUAUUGAGCAAAGACUAGUCUGUUUAUUUCGGAUUUUUAAACAAAUAUCACGAUGCACAUAUGUAGUGUGUGUAGUCAAGAGACGCCAAAAUACAGAUGUCCAGCCUGCAAAAUAAGAUAUUGUUCACUUGGCUGUUACAAAAGACACAAAGAUACUUGCCUUCCUACUGACCAGCCUAAACCCAAUGUACCUGAAGUGAAUGAUACUACAUGUAACGCUCUUUGGACUGUUGAUGAUCUUUUGCAUGAAGAUGACAUCAUUGACAAAGUACCUCUGCAAAGGCUCCAGCUGUUGGGUCAGUCAAAAGAGCUGAGAGAUCUUCUUUGCAACCCCCAUCUAAGACAGUUAUUACUCUCUAUUGACACCGCAGAUAGCAAAGACGAGGCCAUGAAGGCUGCCAUGCAGGAGCCUCUGUUUGUUGAGUUCUCAGACCAGUGUUUAAAAAUUGUAGAAAAUGAGUCUAAAGAUUUAUAACUUCUUUUAGAUUUAGAUUUACUUAUACUUUUGUUGUGCAGUCUCAUACAGCAUAAAGUGUCACACUUGAUACAAACUGUUUUAAACAGAUGUAACUUUCUCUUUUGAUGUAAUUUUUUUUCCCAUUGUUUCAAUAAACACUGAAACAUUUCAAUCUA
Messenger RNA from Betta splendens (Siamese fighting fish), 874 nucleotides. RefSeq names its product zinc finger, HIT-type containing 3 (gene znhit3). Gene Ontology annotation, cellular component: pre-snoRNP complex; nucleus. The coding region runs from base 294 to 716 and encodes 140 amino acids. Gene Ontology annotation, molecular function: protein binding. Lineage: Eukaryota; Metazoa; Chordata; Actinopteri; Anabantiformes; Osphronemidae. Gene Ontology annotation, biological process: box C/D snoRNP assembly; snoRNA localization; maturation of LSU-rRNA from tricistronic rRNA transcript (SSU-rRNA, 5.8S rRNA, LSU-rRNA). The record is from RefSeq and is a predicted model, not a curated record. The transcript has 5 exons.